Molecule: messenger RNA, 3479 nt
Organism: Brassica rapa (field mustard)
Lineage: Eukaryota; Viridiplantae; Streptophyta; Magnoliopsida; Brassicales; Brassicaceae
Cellular component (GO): nucleus
Source: RefSeq, a predicted model, not a curated record
GUUAAUUGCCAGCUCCGGACUUCAAACGAACAACUUGAUAACUUUCUUGUUCAGUUCCGCUUCCGACAAUCUAUGCACGAGCUUCGCUGCUUACUGCCGCAAUUCGAUGCCUGGAACCGGAGUUUGAGUAUCCGUCGGAAUCUCGAGUCUAUCAGGUGAUACGGCUCUCUCUUCCUCGAGAAAUUGUCUUGUUUGAUUCGCUCCUAGGGUUUGUUAGAAUAGUCGAAUCUAGGGUUAGGGUUUUAGGGUUUUGUUAGAUUUAGAGUCCGCGAGAUGAAAGGAAGGUCACACCACGAGGAUUGGGUCGAUGGAUCUUGGACUGUGGAUUGCGUCUGCGGUGUGAAUUUCGAUGAUGGAGAAGAGAUGGUCAACUGCGAUGAUUGCGGGGUUUGGGUUCAUACUCGCUGCUCUCGUUACGUCAAAGGAGAGGAGCUUUUCACUUGCGACAAGUGUAAGAGAAAGAAGAACGUUGAUGAUGAAGAUAUCGAAGAGACCGAGGUUGCUCAGUUGUUGGUUGAGCUGCCCACCAAGACCUUGAGGAUGGAGAGCUCGUGUACUCGGAAUGUGCCUGUUAAGCGUCCUUUUAGGUUAUGGACUGAGAUCCCGACGGAAGAGAAGGUUCAUGUGCAAGGGAUCCCGGGUGGUGAUCCGGCCUUCUUUGGAGGUUUGUCGUCGGUUUUCUCACGGGAGCUGUGGAAGUGUACUGGUUAUGUGCCUAAGAAGUUUAACUUCAAGUAUAGAGAGUUUCCAUGCUGGGAUGAGGAUGAGUGUCAGGAAGAAAACGGCGCUGGGGUGUUGUUUUCUAUGUCGAAGGAGAGUUUGAUCGCUGCUCCUGCGAGUGCUUUGGUUGCAAUGAGGAGUGUUGAUGAUAAAGGAACCACAAAAGACCUGGACUCUGGGGAAGCUGAGAUGAAACAUUCUCAGAGUGCUGUGGACAAGGAUAAGAGGUUGCUUCGUCCCUUGAUAACGAGUAAGCGAAGAAAAGAACUGUUUGGAGCUUCUAAAGAGCGGAUGAAGAAGAAGGUCGAAGUUGCUGACAAAGAAGAGGAUGAUGAUAAGAAAGCAGUUCGACCAGCAAGUGGUUUUAACCCAUCAGAAACAGAAGGUUUAAGUAGAGACUGUGGGACCGCAAAGAAUGAUAAGUCAAAGAAAGCUGCGUUUGAAGAAUCUAUUGAUGGUGGGCUUGGCGAGGGUGAAUCUGGUAAUACAGAAAUUGGUGUUGAAUGCUCCAAAGAACAGAAUCUUUCUGACGUUCAUGCUAAUGGUGCUGGAAAACAGGAAGAGAAAGCUGGCCAUCAUUUCCGAAUUGUGCUCAAGAGCUCGGCUACUGAAGAUCCUUCCGUCCCAGCAAGAAAAGAUGUUACACACAAUGAAGCUGAUAAGGCAGAGGAGAGGCAAGGUACAAUAGAUGAUACGCCAGGAGAUAAUGCAGUUGAUUCGCCUGAAAGUUCCCAGAAGCCUUCUUCUGCUUCUACACGAGAAGCUGAAGAGAAAAAUUGUGAUGCUGUCAGUGGUAAAAUCAGUUCAAGGAAGAACCAAGUCCAAAAAGAAAUUGGGGAGACUGGUGCUGGUGGAGCUGUAGGGCAGCAGACUCUGGAGUAUAACAAAACGACACAGAGCAGUUCACUUCCUCCUCCUGAUGAGCAGAAACCGCACCCUGUUGAUAUGAUAUCAGAAAGAACUACUGACUUAAAACGAGAGGUGUUGGUUUCGGAAGCAGAGAAAAAUAGUCUGGAAACAAAGCCCGGAUCUGGUGCACUUGAAGAGCCAUCAAAGCCAUGCAGACCUGUUCCGCACACGUUUUCAGUAUAUAGCAGGCCUAAGAUGGUAGUCAGCAUUGGGAAAUCAUCGUCUAGUUCAGCCACGGAAAAGUCACCUAAGCCCUCCUCUACUUCCAGGAACUCUAUACCUCCCUCCAAGCAACAACCAAGUGACGGUGAUGAAAACGCUAAUACUAAUGAUGAGGACUGUGUUUCCAGUGAUGCGAUCCGAGAGAGAGAUGGGGAUGAUGAGAAAUCUCUGAAAGAACAUACUAAAUCGAUGCAGCAGAGCCGCGCUUCAGUUUCCAAGACAAGAGACUCUUCCUCUUCCCUAAAGGCAUCUUCAGUAGCUCGGCUUAAUGGUGGCUCUUCUGAGGCUUCUGGUAAACAUUCGCUUUCAGGGACCUUCCAGAAACACGACCCUAUGCAGUCUAUAACCGAUGAAGAGGUACGUGAGAGAUGUUGUUAUCCAUUCGCUUUUUUUUCCUAUCUUUCAUCUUCCCUCGGUUUUGACAUUUGUUUCAUUAAUGACCAGCUUGCGUUAAGACUGCACCAUCAACUCAACAGUUCUCCACGAGUUCCUCGUGUCCCACGCAUGAGACAGCCCGGUAGCUUACCCCUGUCUCCCACCGCUACUAGUUUUAAGCGCACCUGUAGUUCCGGUAGCAAGGAUCACACAACGUUUUCCAGAAGGAAAAACAAGGACGCAUCCAAAGAAGGGUUACGAAAAUCUCGUGACGAUGAUAGAUGUAGCACGAGGAGUACCAAAUCGCGGCGCCCUCCUGAUUGGAGAACAACACAUCAAGACAGUGGAAGCAGAGGAGGGGAAGAAAAGGAAAACCGAAAAACAUCCUACUCUUCCCGGAGGGUACUUGUCCAGCCAAACUCGACUACAAGCUCAAGCAGCGGAGCGUCUUCAUCCAACGAGCAUAAUAAGCCUUCUCCACACAGUUCCCCCAGGAAUAAUGGUACUCCUGUUCAUCAAACUUUGCCUGGCUUAAUCAAUGAGAUUAUGAGUAAAGGCAAGAGGAUGACAUAUGAAGAGCUCUGUAACGCAGUCUUGCCGCACUGGCCUCACUUGAGAAAACACAAUGGAGAGCGAUAUGCAUAUUCAAGCCAUUCACAAGCUGUUCUUGAUUGCCUGAGGAACAGGCAUGAAUGGGCUCGUCUGGUUGAUCGUGGCCCCAAGACUAACUCAGGGAAAAAGAAACGGAAGCUUGAUGCAGCAGAGGACGAGGAGUCAGAUGAGAACGAAAGCAGCAAGGGAGGAAAGAAGCAGCUGCAUCACUCUCAAGGAGAAGACUUUCCUAAAGGGAAAAGGAAAGCAAGAAAACGAAGAAGGCUCUCUCUUCAGGGCAAGGGCAUAAAAGCGUUACUAAAGAAGCGAAAUGAACAAGUGAGCGAAGAAGACGAGGAAGGUGCGUCGUCGUCGGAUACAAGUGAAGAGAGUGUAUUCUGCGAAGAAGAAGAGGCCCCCACUGCUAGUGCUAGACAAGUCUCUGCUAGUAGCUCCGAGGAAGCUGAAUCCACUUCAUGACUCUUCUCUCUAUGUAACAUAGAAGUAUAUAUCUAUGCAUUAUGUAGCUUUGUGUAUUUACCAAAAACUUCUCUUGUGUGGAUCAGAGGUUUGUAGAGAACUCAGAGCAUCUCUCUUUUCUCGACCGACGAAACAAUAAACAUAUGCUUUUUAGAGAAUGAGAACGUGAUUUUCUGGCUGUA